Mesocestoides corti is the source of this 1080-nucleotide messenger RNA. Lineage: Eukaryota; Metazoa; Platyhelminthes; Cestoda; Cyclophyllidea; Mesocestoididae. The record is from the annotation of a GenBank genome assembly.
AUGCAUCAGUGUUCAUAUUGUGACAAACAGUUUGACCGUCCGUCCCUACUCAAGCGUCACACCCUCACUCACACUGGUGAGAGACCGUUUGAGUGCAGAUUCUGUGGGAAGGGCUUCUCUACUCGAAGCGGAGUCAAUACUCAUGAACGUACGCACACCGGACACAGACCAUAUGUUUGUCGAAUCUGUGGACGGCGAUUCGCUGCUGGGUCAAAUCUUAUUUUUCACAAAUACACACAUACAAAUGUGAGUCCAGUACUUUGGGCUAAUCAGCUUGUUUUUUCGACUCCUUAUUUUAAGACGCGACGGCACCAGUGCACCCAGUGCCCGAAGGCCUUCGUGACGCCUGGUGACCUCCGCAAGCACGAGUACACGCACACUGGCGAGUGGCCGUUCAGGUGCGCGGUGUGCAACCGAGGCUUCGCGACAGAACGCAACCUCAAGACCCACGAAAUCAUCCACACUGGUAUGACGUUUCUGAGUUGCAUUGCAGAGGUGACUGCCCUGAUGCGUAGCCUUUAUGCGUCUUUCCUAUUUACAGGUCAGAAACCUUUCACUUGCACUAUUUGUGCAAAAUCCUAUACACAAGAGAGCUCCCUCAAGACCCAUAUGAGGAAUCACCAACGUAAGCAGAAGCGCCUGUGUUCGCGGGCUACAAAUGUUAAACAUUUGCAGAAAAACCCUAACAGAUGGGUUUUUAUUUUAGAAGACUUCGCAGGCGCAAUGAGUCAAGGGGCUCCUCAAAAUAUGGGCUCCUCCCCACCCUCAAGGGAGGGUAGUCAAGUCGCCCAGCAGUCCCUAACACAGAGGCAGCCAAUUCGUCUUGAUCAAAUGCCACCAUUUAGCUCCUUGGCAUUCAUGGAGCACUACCGGCAGUUGUACCAAGCGUACAUGAGAGGAGUUUUACGGGAGUUGCCUACGAGCAGUCGGAGUGCCUUCACAGACCUUCGAAGACCAGAAAACACCCACAGUCCCCUCGUUCCCAGUAUUUCAGGCCUCACAUUGGAACAGGCGACACCAGAGCAAUUUCCUCCCGAACAGACAUGCGUUCUUGACCUCUCCAAGAAAGAUCGGCGGUAG